Molecule: messenger RNA, 1951 nt
Organism: Scheffersomyces amazonensis
Lineage: Eukaryota; Fungi; Ascomycota; Pichiomycetes; Serinales; Debaryomycetaceae
Product: glucose-induced degradation complex subunit
Exons: 1
Coding region: 47-1750 (567 amino acids)
Biological process (GO): proteasome-mediated ubiquitin-dependent protein catabolic process
Cellular component (GO): cytoplasm; GID complex; nucleus
Molecular function (GO): ubiquitin protein ligase activity
Source: RefSeq, a predicted model, not a curated record
CAAUUCAUUACAACUGUAUAGCUGGAAUUUGCAACUACAGGGCAGGAUGAGUGAGCCGACGUUGAACUUUCAUGUUCAAACAAAUAUUAGUCAAUUUAAAAUUCCUAAUGAACUUAUUAAGAAGAAUUUUAAGACAAUUCAAAAAUUAAUCGAGAAGCAGCGGAAACAGUUGACAGAAGAUGUGACUAAGAUUAAGAAGAAUUCUAAAUUACCUAAUGAAUUGAAAUUAGAAAUGAUUCGAAAAGUUAUUAAAAAUUUUGAAUCUUUCCAGAAGAAAUUGAAAGUAGCUAUAGAAAGAGAUCAAGAACUUCAAUCAAGAAUUAUUGCUAGGAUAGAUCAUUUAGCUCAAUUAAAAGAUUAUUGCUUAUCACAAGAUCAGGCUCCAAAUGGUAGUACUAGUAAAAUUGAUUCAAAGGAAACUUCUCCUAAUGAAGAUUCUGGUACUACUAAUGGUAAUGGUAAUGGUAAUGGAAAUGGUAAUGGUAAUGAAUUAAUUGAAGAUAAUGAUUCAUCUACAGUAAAAAAUAGUAAAGAAGCUUCAUCAACUCCUGCUGUUAAAGAUGAAAAUGAUAGAUACCUUAAUUUGCAUGAUCCUAACUUAAUGAAUUGGUAUAGAGACCAAACUAAUUUAUUAAUUAUUGAUUAUUUAAUUAAAUCCAAUUCAGGUUCAGGAGAAAAUAUUGGAUUAGUAUUAUUAAAGAGUUUAUCUGAAUCUAAUCCAAAAUAUAAAAAAUUAAUCGAUUAUGAUUUAUUUGAAGGUUUUAAUAAAGUUUAUGUUUCUAUAAUGGAAAAACAUGAUUUGUCAUUAGUGAUAGCUUGGUUUAAUGAAAAUCGAAAUUUCUUAAAGAAAGCUAAUUCCAAUUUAGAAUUUGAAAUAAAUUAUUGUAAAUUCUUAUCAUUAAUAGAGAAAGGUGAUGUUAAUGAGGCUAUUAAAUUUUCUAAUGCUAAUCUUUCUCCUUAUGGUAAUAAAAGUAAUUAUCUGGAAAAUGAUCUUACUAAUCAUACUAAUAAUUUUGCUAGAAUGAAAGAAAUUGGUGGAUUAUUAAUUUAUUUGGCUUUACAAGAUAGAACAAAUAGCAUAUUAUCUAAUACCGACAACAUAUUGAAAGUUAAAAAUGAUAAAAGAAUUGCAUUUUCAAGUAGUAUGUUAGUUAAUUCUCCUCGUUAUCAUGAAUAUCAGAAACUUUUAUCUGAUGAAAGAUGGGAAAGUUUAUCUCGCUGCUUUAUAGAAAAUUUCACUAAUCUUUAUGGCAUUUCAAAAAAUUAUCCUAUAUUUGUUUAUUUAUCAGCUGGAUUAUCAAGUUUAAAAACAAAAUCAUGUUAUCAUAAUAUUGAAAAUACAAUUUUUAGAAAAGGAUCUAGUGAUGAUAUGGUUGAUGGUGAAACAACAAAUAAAUCAAAUGGUACGGAGAAUAUUUAUAAGAAAGAUCUUGCAGUUCUUACCAAUAAGAAAUAUAGAGGACCUAAUCAAUACUAUAAAUUAUUGAAUAAGAUUAAUAAUUGCCCAGUAUGCUCUCCUGAAUUGUUCAAAUUGAGUAGAAACUUACCUUAUGCUGAGUUAAUUACCAAUAUAUUUGAUAAUCCCUUUAAAUUACCCAAUGGUAAUAUUUAUCCAUUUGACAAAUUAUUAAAUCCUUCUGAAACUUAUUUGUCAGAGAAGAAUACUUUACUUAGAAUGGGUAAAAUUAAGGAUCCUUUAACAAGAGAGAUCUUUUUAAUUGAUAACUGUGUUAGGGUUUAUCCAGCAUAAACGAUUCUAAUUACAUAUUCAUUAUUUUUAUAUUUUAUUUUGCAACUAUCUUUAUCUUUAUCUUUAUCUUUUUCUUAGUUUAUUAAUUAUUUUUUUUUGGGUAUGGCUUCGGUUAUUCAGGUUAUUCAGGUUAUUCAUGGUUGAUUUUUACCUGUUAUUCAUAUUCUUAUUAUUAUGUUUAUUUCUCUAUAACGACUACAU